UCCGGCACGAUGCCCCCCAAAAAACCCGAGCCGAAAAAAGUCGAACCCAAAAAGGAGGAACCCAAGCCGGCCCCAAAGCCAGCUCCUCCACCUGAGCCGGAGAAGAAAGAAGUGGAGUUUAAUCCAGCCAGUAUCAAACUGGAAUUCACUCAUGAUCAAAUUGAAGAAUUCAGGGAGAUUUUUGAACUCUUCGACCGGACUCCAAAGGGGGAACUGAAAAUCACCUACGCCCAGUGCGGAGACGUGUUGCGGUCCUGCGGGCAGAACCCCACCCAGGCAGAAGUCCAUAAAGUCCUCGGACGCCCGAAACAGGACGAAAUGAACAGCAAGAUGUUGGACUUUGACACCUUCCUGCCCAUGCUCCAGCACAUCGCCAAGACCAAAGACACCGGGACGUACGAAGACUUCGUGGAAGGCCUGCGUGUCUUCGACAAGGAAGGGAACGGCACGGUGAUGGGAGCCGAGCUCCGCCACGUUCUGGCCACCCUUGGAGAAAGAUUAACAGAGGAAGAAGUUGAUAAAUUGAUGGCAGGUCAAGAAGAUUCCAACGGCUGUAUCAAUUAUGAAGCCUUUGUGAAACACAUCAUGGCAAGUUAAAAUGGCAGGAUUGAUUUCUUCCCUUCGGGACGGAGUUUUUGGAUAUCUUCUGACGGACUUCUGUCCUUCUCCACCUAGUUACUCCUCAGUCCAACACUACUAUCUUUUCCUGUCCUCCCUGCCUUGGCUCCACAGCGGCCACCGACUUGCAAAUUGUAUCUCCCCAGCCUCUGAGGAAGACUUCGCUACUCCUCGUUGGGACCUUGCAAUAUCUAAGGUCUCUGCAGGAUGCAAUUUGCAAUUACACUGCCUGUACUACCUGUAGUAGUAAAUGAGUUUACUACUCUGAAAAUUGUUUCUUGAAACGAUUAAAAGUGUUGACUAUGACCCUCUC
Protobothrops mucrosquamatus (brown spotted pit viper) is the source of this 931-nucleotide messenger RNA. It is a transcript of the gene MYL3, whose product is annotated as myosin light chain 3. Bases 10 to 597 code for a protein of 195 amino acids. Gene Ontology annotation, molecular function: calcium ion binding. Lineage: Eukaryota; Metazoa; Chordata; Lepidosauria; Squamata; Viperidae. The transcript has 7 exons. The record is from RefSeq and is a predicted model, not a curated record. Gene Ontology annotation, cellular component: myosin II complex.